AUGGUGAAGAGUGAACAGGAGGAAUCUUCUCUACAUACGGACACAAAUGUACAGAAGUGGAAUAUAAAGACAUCGGAGGGACGUCUUAUUAUAUCUCCAGACGGAGAAGCAGAAGACGGCGACAUUGCGCAACAUUCUCCCAAAGUCAAUUCUUCCCGUUCAGAGAGAUCGAUGGAUCCGUCCAAUCCUGAGGAACCUUCUGAUCAGUCACGUCACAUGACCUCAGAUGUCCAUCAAGGUCCUCACAGUGCGGAGAGAUCAAGAGAUCCGUCUAAUACUGAGGAACCUUCUGUAAGCCCCGAAGGAGAUCUCACAGGAGAGCGGCCGCAUUCAUGUUCAGAGUGCCGGAAAUCUUUCAAGUCGAAAAGAUCACUUCUCCUGCACCAGAGGAUCCACACGGGCGACCGUCUUCAUUCAUGUCCAGAAUGCGGGAAAAGUUAUGUUCGAAAAAGAGAUCUCCUGCGACACCAGAGAUCCCACACGGGUGAGCGACCAUAUUCGUGCUCGGAGUGCGGGAAAAGUUUCCCCCGCAAACAAACCCUUCUUCGACACCAGAGACUUCACACGGGUGAGCGGCCAUAUGCAUGUUCAGAGUGCGGGAAAAGUUUCACUCAGAAAGGAGUUCUUGUAGUUCAUCAGAGAACUCACACAGGUGUGUGCCCCUAUUGGUGUUCAGAGUGCGGGAAAUCUUUCAAGGAGAAAAGAACACUUCUCCGACACCAGAGAACUCGCACAUGUGUGCGCCCCUAUCCGUGUACAGAGUGCGGGAAAUCUUUCAAGGUGAAAAAGGCACUUCUCCGACACCAGAGGAGGACUCGCACAUGUGUGCGCCCCUAUUCAUGUUCAGAGUGCGGGAAAUCUUUCAAGGUGAAGACAACACUCCUCCUACACCAGGAAAUUCACACAAGUGAGCGACCGUAUUCAUGUUCAGAGUGCGGGAAAUCUUUCAAGUUGAAAAGGAUACUUCUUGAGCACCAGAUAGUUCACACGGGUGAGCGACCAUAUUCGUGCUCGGAGUGUGAGAAAAGUUUCCCCCGCAAACAAACCCUUCUUCGACACCAGAGACUUCACACGGGUGAGCGGCCAUAUGCAUGUUCAGAGUGCGGGAAAAGUUUCACUCAGAAAGGAGUUCUUGUAGUUCAUCAGAGAACUCACACAGGUGUGUGCCCCUAUUGGUGUUCAGAGUGCGGGAAAUCUUUCAAGGAGAAAAGAACACUUCUCCUACACCAGAGGAUUCACCCGGGUGUGCGCCCCUAUACGUGUACAGAGUGCGGGAAAUCUUUCAAGGUGAAAAAGGAACUUCUACGACACCAGAGGAUUCACACAGGUGAGCGUCCCUAUUCAUGUUCAGAGUGCGGGAAAUCAUUCAAGGUGAAAAGGAUACUUCUUGAACACCAGAAAAGUCACACGGGUGAUCGGCCAUAUUCAGAGUGCGGGAAAGGUUUAAUUGAGGAAGCAAAACUUCUUCAGCACCGGAGAAUCCACACGGGUGAUCGGCCAUAUUCGUGUUCAGAGUGCGGGAAAAGUUUCAUUGAGGAAGCAAAACUUCUUCAGCACCGGAGAAUCCACACAGGUGUGCGCCCCUAUUCGUGUUCACAGUGCGGGAAAACUUUCAGGCAGAGAACAGCACUUCAUAAACACCAAAAAAUGCACACGGCUCAGCCCCCUUUUUCAUGUUCAGAGUGUGGGAAAAGUUUCACUGACAAAGGAAAACUUCUUCAACACCAGCAAAUUCACACAGAGGUGCCCCCCUUUUUGUGUUCACAGUGCGGGAAAUCGUUCGGGCAGAAAACAUCACUUGAAAAACACGAAAUAAUUAACACAAGUGUGCGCCCCCAUUCGUGCUCAGAGUGCGGGAAGUCUUACAAGCAGAAAAAAAACCUUCUUCAACACCAGAAAAUCCACAGGGAGCGCCCCUUUUCAUGUUUGAAGUGCGGAAAAUGUUUUGCCGCCAGAGCGCAUCUUCGGAAGCAUCAAAGAACUCACUCAGGUGAGCGUCCUCAUUUAUGUUCAGAGUGCGGGAAAUCUUUCAGACUGAAAGCGCACCUUGUUAAACACGAGAGGAUUCACACUGGCGAGCGCCCUUACUUAUGCUCAGAGUGCGGGAAAUGUUUCUUAGACAAAGGAGGCCUUGAUAAACACCUCAGCACUCACACGCGCAAGUAUCUCUUUUCCUGUUCAGAGUGUGGAAAAGGUUUCACUGAGAGAAACAACCAGAGAACUCACAGCGGCGAGCGUCCGUAUUCAUGUUCAGAGUGCGGGAAAUGUUACAUUUUGAAAUCAGACCUGGUUAGGCACAAGAGAGUUCACACAGGCGUGCGCCCCUAUUUGUGCUCGGUGUGCGGGAAAACUUUCGUCGAGAGAGGGAAACUUAACGAGCACCAGAAGAUUCACACGUGCGAGCGUCCCUAUUCGUGUUCCGAGUGCGGCAAAUGCUUUUUUAAAAAAGGAGAUCUCCUUAGACACCACAGGAUUCACACGGGCGAGCGUCCCUAUUCGUGUCCGGAGUGCGGGAAAACCUUCAUUCAGAAAGGACACCUUAGGAACCACCAGAAAAUUCACACAGGAGAGCGGCCAUAUUCAUGCGCAGAGUGCGGGAAAGGUUUCAAAGACAAGACAGCACUUCUUAAACACCAGAGAAUCCACACGGGCGAGCGUCCUUAUUCAUGUUCAGAGUGCGGGAAAUCUUUCACCGAGAAAGGAAACCUUCGAAAACACCAGAGGAUUCACACGGGAAAGCGUCUUCAUUCGUGUUCAGAGUGUGAUAAAUUUUUUAUUCAGAAAGGGCAUCUCCUUCAGCACCAGAGGCUUCACACAGGCGAGCGACCCUAUUUAUGUUUAGAGUGCGGGAAAUGUUUUACACAAAAAACAGCACUUCUUAGACACGAGAAAAGUCACACGGCUGAACGUCCCCAUUCGUGUCCAGAGUGCGGGAAAAAUUUCAAGCAGAAAAGAACACUUCUUCAACACCAGAAAGUCCACACAGGUGAGCGACCCUAUGCAUGUUCAGAGUGCGGGAAAAGUUUCGCAGAGAAAGGAAAACUGAUUCAGCACCAGAGAAUUCACACAGGUGAGCGCCCCUAUUCAUGUUCAGAGUGCGGGAAAUGUUUCACAGACAAAGAAAAACUUUUUCAACACCACAGAAUUCACACGGGCGAGCGCCCUUUUUCAUGUUUGAAGUGUGAGAAAUGUUUUAUCCAAAAAGGUCAACUUCUUCGACACCAAAAAGUUCACACGGGUGAGCGUCCAUAUUUAUGUUCAGAGUGCGGGAAAUCUUUCAGUCUCAAAGAUAGCCUUGUUAUACACCGGAGAAUUCACACGGGCGAGCGCCCUUAUUCAUGUUCAGAGUGUGGGAAAGGUUUCACAGUGAAAGGUGGGCUUGCUAAACAUCAAAGAACUCACGCACGUGAGCAUCUCUAUUCCUCUUUAGAAUGUGAAAAAGGUUUCCCUGAGAGAAAAAAACUUCUUAGUGUGGAAAAUGUUUCAUUCGCAAAGGAGCCCUUGUUAUGCACCAGAGAAAUCGCACUGACGAUCGUCCUUAUUAGUGCGGGAAAUCUUUCGCUCAGAACGGAUCUCUUGUUAAGCACCAGAGUAUACACACCACGGAACGCCCUGACUGUGUCAAAAGGUGAGGAUCGGGGGAAUAUGAAAGCCGAGAGUAAAGCAGAAGAAGAAGAAAAGGAGGAGAUCGACGUGAGGGGUGGUCAGCAGCCAUUGGAGGAGGCCGGGAUGAUGACAGGAAAAGAGGAGGAGUCUUCUCCGGAUAUCACCAAAGGAUGA
Nanorana parkeri is the source of this 3780-nucleotide messenger RNA. Its product is annotated as zinc finger protein 585A-like. The transcript is spliced from 8 exons. The record is from RefSeq and is a predicted model, not a curated record. The coding region runs from base 1 to 3780 and encodes 1259 amino acids. NCBI's taxonomy places the organism in Eukaryota, Metazoa, Chordata, Amphibia, Anura, Dicroglossidae.